UUUAGGGACGAGCUUAACAAGGAUUUGUUGAUUACAAAGGAGGAGUUGUGUCAUAAUAGACCAAAGAAAAGUUAUACUAGUCACGCAAAAUUAAAACUCUGAAAAAAUCGCUUUCAAACUUCAAAUAAGGCAGGGACCAAAAAUUUACCCCCUGAAACCGAAAGUUUAAACUCCCAAAGAUCUGAUGCAUUAUCAAGUAACACUGCUAAAAUCCCUCAUGUCAGAUCUCAGUAUAUUUCGAACAUUUUCCAGAUCCCAAAACUGGAUAUAAACAAGCUUUGCUCGAAGAAAUAAAUACAUCGCUUCUGAUGAUGGAGGUCUUUCUCAUGAAUUCGAAAAACAAUUUUAUUCAAAAUGGAUAGUCCCUCCUCAAACAACCACUAUGUCUAUGCGCAAGCAGAAACUCAGUCGUUUCAAGGCGGAACAAAUGAAGAAAAUGAAGUCUGAACUUCGAAAUAUGAUUCAGUUCUUCGAGAAUAUCCAAAAGACUCAUGAAGGUGAUGACUCGAUCAACAGUGAUCUAGCUCCUGAAUCUGAAACGGAUAAAUUAGGAAAUUUUACUAAAAAUAUGCUAAACCAAAGGCGCUCGACUAGCCAAGUACUUUUUCAGCCAUCUAGAAUCAGCUUUAAGAACAAGGAGUCCUCUCCUAAGCACGAAAGCUCAGAAUCAAACAAAUUUCAGAGCCCUGUUCAAUACUCAAGUCUAACAGGUAUGGACCAGAACUCGAGAUUGCUAUCUCUUAAGAAGGCACAAAAAAGCAAAUUUGCAAGCCAGUCUUCAAUCCUGAAAAAGCGGUUUGCAAACAAUUCAAAACUACACUCAUUACGAGUCACCACAAGCAGACAGUCGAUUUUCAAGAAGAACCAGCCUAUUAAAGCAGAGGCUAAGCACAGCUUGGCUUCACCUGAUAAACGAAUGUUCUCUCAGAGUACCCAGAAGCAUAAGCUUAGCCCAGACAAAAUACACUGGAUGAGUAUCCAGACACCUGUAGUGACUAGGAAACGGCUAAAGCUAAAUUUUGAGAAAGCUCAUCAUGCACAAAUCAAUGUUGAAGCUAGCUGUUCUCCUUCUAAAUCUCCCUGUAGUGAAGAACCCACUACUAUAACUUCAAGAGCAAACUAUGAUUUUGGAACCAUGAACAGUUUUAAGGAGAAUAAGAACUUUAAAAAGAAGAAAUUCAGGCUAAAGCGGCCUAACAAGAAGCGAAUGGCUUUAAAAUAAUCAGAAAGCUACUCUUGGCCAGCUCAUGCAGGUUUGUAAGGAAAAUGAAUCCAGAGCGAAGAAAGAUAUCCAAGACUUUAGUAAAUGCACAUUUAAAAUCAGCAAAACAUUUCAAAGGUUGAAGCAAGUUAACCGGUUGGUUGAGGAUGAAAGGAUUUCUGAAAAGGAGAUCUCUCAGAUUGAUGUAGAAGCAGAGGAUCUGUCUGAGGCAAAGCAACAUUCUAACAGGAAAUAUUUCGCAAAAGCAUGUGAAGAGAAAAAGAUUUAUAACCUUGAAUAUGACCAAGCUGAUCGGGAAAAUGAGGAGAUUGCUCAGCUGAUCAAUUUUAAUAUAAAAGGGUCCAUCUCUAGCAAGGAAAUGAGCAAGAUGUUGUCAAGAAGCCAUGUGUUUAACAAAUACAACAGGAAGUUUCGGCUUAGCAACAGCCAAAAGAAGCUGAAUAUCCAGUUUUAA
This is a messenger RNA of Moneuplotes crassus, 1676 nucleotides long. The record is from the annotation of a GenBank genome assembly. NCBI's taxonomy places the organism in Eukaryota, Ciliophora, Spirotrichea, Euplotida, Euplotidae.